AUGGUGCAUCUAACGGAGCUGCGAAUCGUGCUGCCCUUCACAUGUGCGUGUCAAGGGCCGGGGGCGGAACGGGACGCCACGGGGCGCGCGCACGGGGGGGAGGGCGGGGGUGUGCGGGGGUGCGCAGUGGAGGAGUUCAAGCGCGGGCAGCGGUACGCCAACUGGCGCACUAACGAGGAUGCCACGGAACCCGGCCAGGGCGGCACUCUGCUGUCAUCAACGCCCUACUACCACGAGCAGCACGGGGAGGGUCUCUUCACGCACAGCCUCUUCCGCCUCGGCAACCGCCUCCCUGACUGGGUGAACCGGCUGGUGCCGCCGUCAGCGCUGGUGGUGGAUGAGAAGAGCUGGAUCAACUACCCCUACUUCCGCACCAUCAUCACCAUCCCCUUCUUUAGCAAGGACGGUGGCUCAUUCCCCAACGCCUUCGGGCUCCCCCACUUCCCCACUCCUUUCUCCUCUCUUGAAAAGAUUCUCCCCUUCCCCCACUUCCCCACUCCUUUCUCCUCUCUUGAAAAGAUUCUCCCCUUCCCCCACUUCCCCACUCCUUUCUCCUCUCUUGAAAAGAUUCUCCCCUUCCCCCACUUCCCCACUCCUUUCUCCUCUCUUGAAAAGAUUCUCCCCUUCCCCCACUUCCCCACUCCUUUCUCCUCUCUUGAAAAGAUUCUCCCCCUUCCCCCCUUCCCCACUACCUUUCUCCUCUCUUGA
Closterium sp. NIES-65 is the source of this 708-nucleotide messenger RNA. The record is from the annotation of a GenBank genome assembly. Lineage: Eukaryota; Viridiplantae; Streptophyta; Zygnematophyceae; Desmidiales; Closteriaceae.